AUGCUGGACACGAUGGAGGCGCCUGGCCACUCGAGGCAGCUGCUGCUGCAGCUCAACAGCCAGCGCACCAAGGGCUUCUUAUGCGACGUGAUCAUCGUGGUGCAGAACGCCCUCUUCCGCGCGCACAAGAAUGUGCUCGCGGCCAGCAGCGCCUACCUCAAGAGUCUGGUGGUGCAUGACAACCUGCUCAAUCUGGACCAUGACAUGGUGAGCCCGGCAGUGUUCCGCCUGGUGCUGGACUUCAUCUACACCGGUCGUCUGGCUGAUGGAGCAGAGGCCGCAGCUGCCGCGGCGGUGGCCCCGGGGGCCGAGCCGAGCUUGGGCGCUGUCCUGGCCGCCGCCAGCUACCUGCAAAUUCCGGACCUCGUCGCACUGUGCAAGAAGCGCCUCAAGCGCCACGGCAAGUACUGCCACCUGCGGGGUGGCGGCGGCGGGGGCGGCGGCUACGCUCCCUACGGCCGGCCGGGCCGGGGGUUGCGUGCCGCUACACCCGUCAUCCAGACCUGCUACUCGUCCCCAGCCGGGCCUCCGCCGCCGGCUGUCGCCGAGCCGCCGUCGGGCCCCGAUGCCGCGGUGAACACGCACUGCGCCGAGCUGUAUGCUGGCCCGAGCCCCGCCGCUGCCCUCUGCGCCCCGGAGCGACGCUGCUCCCCUCUCUGUGGUCUGGACCUGUCCAAGAAAAGCCCGCCCGGCUCUGUGCCUCCUGAGCGGCCUCCCGGAGACCGAGAACUGCCCCCGCGCCCUGACAGCCCUCCCAGCGUCGGCCCCAUUGUCUACAAGGAACCGCCGCUCGCCCUGCCACCCCUGCCGCCGCUGCCCUUCCAGAAGCUGGAAGAGGUCGUGCCGCCUCCCGACCCUUUUCGGAGCGGCAGCGGCAGCCCAGGACCCGAGCCCCCGGGCCGCCCCGACGGGCCCAGCCUCCUGUACCGCUGGAUGAAGCACGAGCCGGGACUGGGCAGCUACGGCGAUGAGUUGGUGCGGGAGCGCGGGUCCCCUGGGGAGCGCUGCGACGAGCGCGGAGGAGACCCGUCCUCACCUGGGGGGCCGCCGCUGGGCCUGGGGCCUCCGCCACGCUACCCAGGCAGCCUGGACGGGCCUGGUGCCGGGGGCGACGGCGACGACUACAAGAGCAGCAGCGAGGAGACGGGCAGCAGCGAGGACCCCAGUCCGCCCGGCGGCCACCUCGAAGGCUACCCAUGCCCACACCUGGCUUACGGCGAGCCCGAGAGCUUCGGGGACAACCUGUACGUGUGCAUCCCGUGCGGCAAGGGCUUCCCCAGCUCCGAGCAGCUGAAUGCACAUGUGGAAGCUCACGUGGAGGAGGAGGAGGCCCUGUAUGGCCGGGCUGAAGCAGGCGACGUGGCCGCGGGGGCCGCCGGCCUAGGGCCCCCUUUUGGAAGCAGCGGGGACAAGGUCCCUGGGGCUCCUGGUGGCCUGGGCGAGCUGCUGCGGCCCUACCGCUGCGCGUCGUGCGACAAGAGCUACAAGGACCCCGCCACACUGCGGCAGCACGAGAAGACGCACUGGUUGACCCGACCCUACCCGUGCACCAUCUGCGGGAAGAAGUUCACGCAGCGCGGGACCAUGACACGCCACAUGCGCAGCCACCUGGGCCUCAAGCCCUUUGCGUGCGAUGCCUGCGGCAUGCGCUUCACGCGCCAGUAUCGCCUCACUGAGCACAUGCGAAUCCACUCGGGCGAGAAGCCCUACGAGUGCCAGGUCUGCGGCGGCAAGUUCGCUCAGCAACGCAACCUCAUCAGCCACAUGAAGAUGCAUGCCGUGGGUGGCGCACCGGCCGGUGCACUGGCGGGCCUGGGCGGCCUUCCUGGCGUCCCUGGCCCAGACGGCAAGGGCAAGCUCGACUUCCCCGAGGGCGUCUUCGCCGUGGCCCGCCUGACUGCUGAACAGCUGAGCCUGAAGCAGCAGGACAAGGCGGCAGCCGCCGAGCUGCUGGCACAGACCACGCACUUCCUGCACGACCCCAAGAUGGCGCUAGAGAGCCUCUACCCGCUGGCCAAGUUCACCGCGGAGUUGGGCCUCAGCCCGGACAAGGCGGCCGAGGUGCUGAGCCAGGGAGCUCACCUGGCGGCCGGACCCGACGGCCGGACCAUCGACCGUUUCUCUCCCACCUAGAGCACCCCUCUCCGGCCCACCUCCGCGCCGCCUGCGCCAUGGCCUGGGUCCGCCUCUGCGGCAGCAAGUGGUGCUGCAUCUAGACAACUGUAGCAGCAGCAGC
Molecule: messenger RNA, 2236 nt
Organism: Suncus etruscus (white-toothed pygmy shrew)
Lineage: Eukaryota; Metazoa; Chordata; Mammalia; Eulipotyphla; Soricidae
Gene: HIC1
Product: HIC ZBTB transcriptional repressor 1
Biological process (GO): regulation of transcription by RNA polymerase II
Cellular component (GO): nucleus
Molecular function (GO): DNA-binding transcription factor activity, RNA polymerase II-specific; protein binding; RNA polymerase II cis-regulatory region sequence-specific DNA binding
Source: RefSeq, a predicted model, not a curated record